AUGGCUGAAGUGAAGCUGCUUGGAGCAUGGGGGAGUCCCUUUAGUCGCAGAGUGGAGAUGGCUCUUAAAUUGAAAGGCAUUGACUAUGAAUACAUAGAAGAAGAUUUAGCUAAUAAGAGUCCUUUGCUUCUCAAAUACAACCCCAUCCACAAGAAGGUCCCUGUGCUCCUCCACAAUGGCAAAGCAAUUGUUGAGUCGCUUGUCAUUCUUGAGUACAUCGAUGAAACUUGGAAAACCAACCCCAUCUUGCCUGAACAUCCUUAUGACAAAGCCAUGGCACGAUUCUGGGCUAAAUUCAUCGACGAGAAGUGCAUGCCUGCAACUUGGCAAAUUAUGUUCAGGAAAGAGGACGAACGCGAGAAGGCCAUAGAAGAAGCAAUCCAGAACCUGAAAGUGCUAGAAAAUGAGCUCAAAGACAAGAAGUUCUUUGGAGGAGAUAAAAUUGGACUAGUAGACAUUGUCGCCAACUUCAUAGGUUUCUGGUUGGGAGCCGCUCAAGAAGCUGCUGGGGUGGAGUUGGUGAACAAAGAGAGCUUUCCUGUUCUGUGCAAGUGGAUUGAUGAGUAUGUGAACUGCAAGGUCAUCAAAGAAAACCUUCCUCCCAGGGAUAAACUGAUAGCUUUUCUGCAGCCCCGUUUCAUGGCUUCCACUUGGAAGUACUAG
Messenger RNA from Dovyalis caffra, 663 nucleotides. NCBI's taxonomy places the organism in Eukaryota, Viridiplantae, Streptophyta, Magnoliopsida, Malpighiales, Salicaceae. The record is from the annotation of a GenBank genome assembly.